AUGAAGGGCCCGGCUCUGUGUCUGGUGCUUGCUAUGUGCCUGGGGGUGGGAGUUGCGGCGCAAUGGAAGCAGCCAGCGUUCUGCAAGGACUGGGAUUGCCCCAAGUACGAAGAGGUUGAGAAGGCGGAUGGGUAUGAGACGCGCAAGUAUGAGGAGGCGAUGUGGGCCUGGGUGCAGGCCAAGGGCGACGACAUGGAGGAGUCUGUGCUGAUGUCUGACGCGGCGCUGGCCGGGGCUGGCGGCAUGGCCACCCUGCAGGCACAUGCUGAGCUGUUGGCAUACUUCAACGGUGCCAACAAAGGAAGCAAGACCAUCCCCAUGGGCACACCGAUGGCCCACAACAUCUCCCGCCGCGACAGGAAGGGCGACGUGGCGGAGGCGCUGGGCAGGAAGAGGAAGGAGGAUGUGGAGGUGACCGUCAAGAUGUACCUGCCCUACAACUUCCAGGAGGGCAAGGAGGAGGCGCCCAAGCCCAGCAGCAAGAAUGUCAAGGUGGACAAGUUCCCGGAGUGGACCGCUCACGUGCGCAGCUUUGACGGCUUCCCGACCCGCCGCAAGUUCAAGGAGCAUGCCAGGACCCUGAUGGACUACCUGGAGGAGGACAACAAGGACUACAGCGAUGAGUGGGCCGUGUUCAGGCACAACGAGGUGCUGUUCCCGGCAGAGGCCAGCCACCACAGGCGCAGCAGCAAGGCCGGCUGCUCCAGCGUCUGA
Molecule: messenger RNA, 714 nt
Organism: Chlorella variabilis
Lineage: Eukaryota; Viridiplantae; Chlorophyta; Trebouxiophyceae; Chlorellales; Chlorellaceae
Exons: 10
Coding region: 1-714 (237 amino acids)
Source: RefSeq, a predicted model, not a curated record